AUGUGUGCGGCGGGGAGACGGUGGGGCCGGCGGCAGCGAGCUCUGCUCUGGGUGAUCCUGCUGGCGGCGUGGGAGGCGGCGUGGGGGCAGCUGCGCUACUCGGUGCCCGAGGAGAUGCCCAAGGGCUCGUUCGUGGGUGACGUGGCCAAGGACCUGGGGCUGCAGCUGCCGGAGAUUAAUGACCGCGGUGCCCGCAUUGUCUCCGGAGGUAGGACGCAGUAUUUCGCUCUGCACGGGAAGACGGGACAUUUAGUGACAGCGGAGAAGAUCGACAGAGAGCAGCUGUGCGAGAGUGCGCAGCAAUGCGUGCUGCGCUGUGAGCUGAUAGUGGAGGGGGAAAUGCAGGUUUACGGAAUCCAGGUGGAAAUUACGGACAUUAACGAUAAUGCACCCAGAUUCCGAGAGGCAGAAAUACAGCUGAAAAUGAGUGAGACGACAGACCCUGGUGCACGGUUUCCCCUGCCCGACGCUGAUGAUCGAGACUGGGGUCGGAAUUCCUUGCAGAGCUACGAGCUGAGCGGUGACGAGCACUUCUCGCUGGCCGUGCAGUCGGGCCCCGGCCGCGAUCAGCGUCCCGAGCUGGUGCUGGCGAAGGCGCUGGACCGGGAGGAGGCGGCGUUUCACGAGCUGGUGCUGAGGGCGAUGGACGGCGGCGAUCCGGCACGGACGGGCACGGCUCGGAUCCGAGUGACGGUGCUGGAUGCGAACGACAACGCGCCUGUGUUCAGCCAGGCGGAGUACACGGUGCGUGUGCCCGAGGACGUGCCCGUGGGCUCAACUCUCAUAACCGUCCUAGCCACGGACGCAGACGAAGGGUUAAACGGGCAUAUGAAAUACUCAUUUAAAAAAAUCACGGAGAAGGAUACUCAGAUUUUUCAGCUCGACAGUGACACGGGAGACAUCAACCUUUUGCAAAGCCUGAACUUCGAGGAAGGAGAUUCUCACGAACUAGAGGUGCAGGCACAUGAUGGGGCAGGUCUUUUUGACACAACGAAAGUCGUGGUCACUGUGACAGAUGUGAACGAUAAUGUGCCGGAGAUUUCUGUCCGUUCGGCCCGGAGCGAGGUCUCCGAAGACGCCCCACCGGGAACUGUCGUGGCCCUGCUGCACGUGCAGGACCGGGACUCUGGACCGAACGGUGCCGUGCGCUGCUCGCUCGAAGGGCAGGUCCCCUUCCGCCUGGAGAAGUCUUUUGAUGAUUACUAUCGUGUGGUGACAGCGAGAGAGCUGGACCGAGAGCAGGUGUCGGAGUACAACGUGACGGUGCGGGCGGCCGACGGCGGGUCGCCGGCGCUGCAGAGCAGCGCGGUGCUGGCGCUGCGGGUGCUGGACGUGAACGACAACGCGCCGGUGUUCGCGGAGGAGCGCUACAGCGCGCGGCUGGCGGAGAACAACGCGGCGGGCGCGCUGGUGCUGACGGUGCGCGCGACGGACGCGGACUGGGGGCAGAACGCGCGCGUGCGCUACCGGCUGUCGGAGGGGCGGGUGCGGGGCGCGCCGCUGUCGUCGUACGUGUCGGUGCAGGCGGAGACGGGCGCGCUGUACGCGCUGCGCUCCUUGGACUACGAGCAGGUGCGCGAGCUGCGGCUGUGGGUGCGUGAGGAGGACGGCGGCGCGCCGGCGCUGAGCAGCAACGUGUCGGUGGUGCUGCAGAUCGUGGACGAGAACGACAACGCGCCGCAGGUGCUGUACCCGCCGGCGGGCGCGCUGCGGGCGGGCUCGGGCUCGGGCGGUGCGUGGUCGGGCGUGGAGCUGGCGCCGCGCUGGUCGGAGGCGGGCGCGCUGGUGGCCAAGGUGGUGGCGGUGGACGCGGACGCGGGCCAGAACGCGUGGCUGUCGUACGAGCUGGCCAAGGCGACGGAGCCGGGGCUGUUCCGCGUGGGGCUGCACAGCGGCGAGGUGCGCACGGCGCGCUCGCCGCUGGCCCGCGACGCGGCGCGCCAGAGCCUGGUGGUGGUGGUGAAGGACCACGGGCGGCCGGCGCUGUCGGCCACGGCCACGCUGAGCGUGGUGCUGGCCGAGAGCGUGGCCGAGCUGCUGGCCGAGCUGGGCAGCGCGGCCGACGAGGCGGCGGCAGAGCCGGGCGAGCCGGCCGUGAGCCUGACGCGCUGGCUCGUGCUGGCCGUGGCCGCCGUGUCCUGCCUCUUCGUCGCCUUCCUGCUGCUGCUGCUGGCGCUGCGCCUGCGCCGCUGGCGCCGCCAGCAGCUGCUGCCGCCCGCCAGCGGCGCCUUGCGCGGCGUGCCCGUGUCGCACUUCGUGGGCAUCGACGGCGUGCGCGCCUUCCUGCAGUCCUACUCGCACGACGUGUCGCUCACGGCCGACUCGCGCAAGAGCCAGCUGCGCUUCUCGGCCGGCGGCAGCUGCUGCGACACCCUCCCGGCCCGGCCGCUGCCCGACGAGCCCGCGCCGCUGCUCGGCGACGAGGACCCUGCCGGCGCCAUCCCUGUGGAUCCCGCCGCUUCCUCGUGUAAUAGUGCAGAAGCAUCUCUGCUGCAGUCCUCCAAGUGCAGAGCGGCCACCCAGCCCAGCCAAGGUUUCCAUGAACAGCCCAGGGGCCAGUGGGAGAACGUGUGCAGUGUCCCCCACAUCAUCACCCAGAAGAACAUUCUGGGCAAUCAUCUGGAGGCUGUGAAGUGGCUGAGGAACAGGCUGGAGAGUCACCUGCGAAGAGUUACAGACAGUGGCUCAAUAGGAGAGAGCCCGGAGCCGGUGCCGGCGCUGAGCCCCGCCCAAAGCCGGGCCCCCUUGAGCGCGGCCGUGCGGCGGCUGCAGUGUCGCGGCGGCGCCUCCGGGUGUCGCUGUUGGCCGCCGCCGAGCGGCGCUGGAGCCGCCGCCGCCGCAGCGUCCUGCCCCCGCAGGCUGCUCGCUCGCCCGGCGCCGGCCAGAGCGGCAGCGGCAGCGGCAGCAGCAGCGGCGAGAGGCGGCGAGAGGCGGCGCUUGGCGGGGAGCAGCGGCGUCCGAGGCGGCCCGAGCGGGCUGGCUGCGCUGCCUGUGAGCGGUGCGUGCGGUGUGUGGCGAGAGCGGCUGCGAGGGAGGCAGGGCAGCGGCAGGAGGCAGGAGCUUGGCGAGCUGUGGCGGCAGAGAAUGGCGGUGAGGCGGCGGCAGAGGCUCGGGCCGGGCGGCGGGCGAGCGCUGCUGGGCGCGGUGCUGCUGUGCGUGUGGUGGCGGGCGGCGGCCGAGCGGGUCCGCUACGCCAUCCCCGAGGAGCUGGGCAGAGGCUCGCUCGUGGGGCCGCUGGCGCGGGACCUGGGGCUCAGCGCGGACGAGCUGCCGGCGCGCAAGCUGCAGGUGGCGUCUGCCGGCAAGAAGCAGCUGAAAUACUUCAGUGUGAAUGAGGAGAACGGGAACUUGUACGUAAACGAGAGGCUGAACCGGGAGGAAAUGUGCGGCGCAUCUGCGACUUGUUCUGUCAGCUUCGAGGUGCUGGUGCAAAACCCGCUGAACAUUUUCCGCGUCGAGGUAGCCAUCGAGGACGUGAACGACAACUCCCCGACCUUCAGCAAGGCUGUUCUGGACCUCGAGAUUGGUGAAUGGGUCCUUCCCGGUGCUCGUUUUCCGCUGGAGAUGGCCCGAGAUUCGGACGUUGGAAGUAACUCUCUGUUGACCUACCAACUCGACAGCAACCCUUUCUUCACGUUGGCCUUCAGGGAGAACCCUGAUGGAAGCAAGCAGCCGGAAUUGGUACUGGAGAGAGCCCUGGACCGAGAGAAGCAAAGUUCCAUUGAGUUGGUCCUGACAGCAGUUGACGGCGGGGAACCUGCGAGGUCCGGGGCUGUUCAGAUUCGGGUCAAUGUAACAGAUGCCAACGACAACCCACCCGUGUUCAGUAAAAGCUUCUACGAGGCGCGAGUGGCGGAGAAUCUGCCGGUGGGGUCGCUGGUGCUACAGGUGCGGGCCACAGAUGCGGACGCCGGAUCUAACGGGAAGGUGUCCUACGCCUUCAGCAACGUUCCAGGGUCCAUCAGCGAGUUGUUCGCUGUGGACAGAGAGGGCGGCGAGAUCAGGACGGCGGGUGCCCUCGAUUUCGAGGACAUGAGUAAAUACAGCUUCGGUCUGGAGGCAAGGGACGGCGGGGGGUUAGUGUCACACUGUACGGUCCAAAUAGACGUCACGGAUGAGAACGACAACGCGCCCGAGAUUACGAUUCUGUCGCUUUCGAGUCCCGUGCCCGAAGACGCACCGGUGGGCACCGUGGUGGCCCUGCUGAACGCAAACGACCCGGACUCGGGAGAGAACGGCCAGGUGUCGUGCGAGCUGUCGGGCGAGGCGCCGCUGUCGAUCGUGGCGUCGCCGGGCGGCUCGUACAAGGUGGUGACGGCGAGCGCGCUGGACCGCGAGCAGGCGUCCGAGCAGCGCGUGACGGUGGUGGCCCGGGACCGGGGCAGGCCGGCGCUGUGGAGCAGCACGGAGCUGGUGCUGGAGGUGUCGGACGUGAACGACAACGCGCCGGUGUUCGAGGAGGCGGCGUACAGCGCGUACGUGGCGGAGAACAACGCGGCGGGCGCGCUGGUGCUGCGCGUGCAGGCGCGGGACGCGGACGCGGGCGCCAACGGGCGCGUGAGCUACUGGCUGGCGGGCGGCAGCGCGGGCGCGGCGGGCGCGGCGCCGCUCGUGUCGGUGGAGGCGCGGAGCGGCGCGCUGUACGCGCAGCGCUCCUUGGACUACGAGCAGUGCCGCGAGUUGUGGGUGGCGGUGCGGGCGCAGGACGGCGGCGCGCCGGCGCGCAGCUCCACGGCCACGGUGCGCGUGUUCGUGCUGGACCGCAACGACAACGCGCCGCGGGUGCUGUGGCCGGCGGCGGCGGCGGCGGCGGCGGGAGAGGCUCCGGCAGCGGCGCCGUUCGAGGUGGUGCCGCGCUCGGCCGAGGCCGGCUACCUGGUGGCCAAGGUGGUGGCGGUGGACGCGGACGCGGGGCGCAACGCGUGGCUGUCGUACGAGCUGGUGCAGGCGUCGGAGCCGGCGCUGUUCCGCGUGGGGCUGCACAGCGGCGAGGUGCGCACGGCGCGCGCCGUGUCCGAGCGGGACGCGGCCAAGCAGCGAGUGGUGGCCGUGGUGAAGGACCACGGGCAGCCGGCGCUGUCGGCCACGGCCACGCUGCACGUGGUGCUGGCCGAGAGCUUGCAGGAGGCGCUGCCGGAGCUGAGCGAGCGGCCGGCGGGCGCCGAGGCGGCGGCGGCGGCGGCGGCCGAGCUGCAGUUCUACCUGGUGCUGGCGCUGGCGCUGCUGUCGGCGCUCUUGGUGCUGAGCGUGGCGCUGGCCGUGGUGGCGCGGCUGCGCCGGGCCGGGCCGCCCGCCGUGCUGCGCUGCCUGGGCGCGCAGCGCUUCUCGCUGGCCGGCGCCGCCUUCCCGGCCGACUUCUGCGAGGGCACCUUGCCCUACUCCUACAACCUGUGCGUGGCGGCGCCGGCCCGCGCCGUGCCCGAGGCCGCUUGGCCGCCGCCGCCGCCGGUGCCCGUGCUGUCGGCGGAGGAGCUUCUGGGCGGGGAUGACUGCGAGAAGCCGAACCCGAACAGCAGCGCCGUCACGGGAGAUCCGCCGUCUAACCAGGAUGCACCGCAGGCGGCUGGAGAAAUGAACGCUUUUGUCCCGCUGGGCUGGACUCUGCGACUCCGUAAUAACUUUGGCCGCUUCCGAAAGCUGCCCAUGGACACAGUGAGGAUGCUCGUCGGGAGCAGCCGCCCGUGGAGCGGUGCCGCGAUGGAGAUGUGCUCGGCGGGGAGGCGCUGGGGCCGGCGGCAGCGAGCUCUGCUCUGGGUGAUGCUGCUGGCGGCGUGGGAGGCGGCGUGGGGACAGCUGCGCUACUCGGUGCCCGAAGAGAUGCCCAAGGGCUCGUUCGUGGGCGACGUGGCCAAGGACCUGGGGCUGCAGAUGCCGUUGUUGAUCGAGCGCGGCGUUCACAUUACUGACAGAGGUAGGACUCAAUACUUCUCUCUGCAUGGGAAGACGGGACAUUUAGUGACGGCGGAGAGAAUCGACAGAGAGCAGCUGUGCGAGAGUGUGCAGCAAUGCGUGCUGCGCUGUGAGCUGGUAGCGGAGGGCGAAAUGAAGGUUUACCGAAUCGAAGUGGAAAUCACGGACAUUAACGAUAACGCGCCCAGCUUCAAGGAAGUUGAUUUGGAAGAGAGAAUAAGCGAAAUGACAGCGCCAGGGGCGCGGUUUCCACUUGCAGAGGCUCACGACCCGGACUCGGGUCGGAAUUCCCUGCAGAGCUACGAGCUGAGCGGUGACGAGCACUUCUCGCUGGCCGUGCAGUCGGGCCCCGGCGGCGAUCAGCGUCCCGAGCUGGUGCUGGCGAAGACGCUGGACCGGGAGGAGGCGGCGUUUCACGAGCUGGUGCUGAGGGCGAUGGACGGCGGCGAUCCGGCACGGACGGGCACGGCUCGGAUCCGAGUGACGGUGCUGGAUGCGAACGACAACGCGCCGGUGUUCAGCCAGGCGGAGUACACGGUGCGUGUGCCCGAGGACGUGCCCGUGGGCUCCACCCUCGUAACUGUCACGGCCACCGACGCCGACGAGGGGGUGAACGGACAGGUGAAAUACUUAUUGAAGAAAACCACGGGAAAAGCUUUGCAAAUGCUGCAGCUCAACUCACAGACGGGUGAAAUCACUCUACUGCAAAGCCUGGACUAUGAAGAAGGCGACUCAUAUGAGCUGGAGGUACAGGGACGAGACGGCGGAGGCCUCUUCGACACUGCCAAAGUCGAGGUCACCGUCACAGACAUAAACGAUAACGCUCCAGUGAUUUCUGUGCGGUCAGCGCUCAGUGAGAUUUCUGAGGACUCCCCACCGGGCACGGUGGUGGCCCUGCUGUACGUGCAAGAUCGGGACUCGGGGGCCAACGGCGAGGUGCGCUGCUCUCUCGAUGGGGAUGUGCCGUUCCGGCUGGAGAAGUCUUUUGACGAUUACUAUCACGUGGUGACGGCGAGAGAGCUGGACCGAGAGCAGGUGUCGGAGUACAACGUGACGGUGCGGGCGGCCGACGGCGGGUGGCCGGCGCUGCAGAGCAGCGCGGUGCUGGCGCUGCGGGUGCUGGACGUGAACGACAACGCGCCGGUGUUCGCGGAGGAGCGCUACAGCGCGCGGCUGGCGGAGAACAACGCGGCGGGCGCGCUGGUGCUGACGGUGCGCGCGACGGACGCGGACUGGGGGCAGAACGCGCGCGUGCGCUACCGGCUGUCGGAGGGGCGGGUGCGGGGCGCGCCGCUGUCGUCGUACGUGUCGGUGCAGGCGGAGACGGGCGCGCUGUACGCGCUGCGCUCCUUGGACUACGAGCAGGUGCGCGAGCUGCGGCUGUGGGUGCGUGCGGAGGACGGCGGCGCGCCGGCGCUGAGCAGCAACGUGUCGGUGGUGCUGCAGAUCGUGGACGAGAACGACAACGCGCCGCAGGUGCUGUACCCGCCGGCGGGCGCGCUGCGGGCGGGCUCGGGCUCGGGCGGUGCGUGGUCGGGCGUGGAGCUGGCGCCGCGCUGGUCGGAGGCGGGCGCGCUGGUGGCCAAGGUGGUGGCGGUGGACGCGGACGCGGGCCAGAACGCGUGGCUGUCGUACGAGCUGGCCAAGGCGACGGAGCCGGGGCUGUUCCGCGUGGGGCUGCACAGCGGCGAGGUGCGCACGGCGCGCUCGCCGCUGGCCCGCGACGCGGCGCGCCAGAGCCUGGUGGUGGUGGUGAAGGACCACGGGCGGCCGGCGCUGUCGGCCACGGCCACGCUGAGCGUGGUGCUGGCCGAGAGCGUGGCCGAGCUGCUGGCCGAGCUGGGCAGCGCGGCCGACGAGGCGGCGGCAGAGCCGGGCGAGCCGGCCGUGAGCCUGACGCGCUGGCUCGUGCUGGCCGUGGCCGCCGUGUCCUGCCUCUUCGUCGCCUUCCUGCUGCUGCUGCUGGCGCUGCGCCUGCGCCGCUGGCGCCGCCAGCAGCUGCUGCCGCCCGCCAGCGGCGCCUUGCGCGGCGUGCCCGUCUCGCACUUCGUGGGCAUCGACGGCGUGCGCGCCUUCCUGCAGUCCUACUCGCACGACGUGUCGCUCACGGCCGACUCGCGCAAGAGCCAGCUGCGCUUCUCGGCCGGCGGCAGCUGCUGCGACACCCUCCCGGCCCGGCCGCUGCCCGACGAGCCCGCGCCGCUGCUCGGGGACGAGGACCCGGCCGUCGCCCUCCCCGUGGAUCCGUCCUCUACCUCGGCCGAUUAUGAGGGUCAGAGCAUGUCACUGUCUGAGGGUCUCUUAGUGUCCGAGACCACUCAGAUGGACAUAGGAGGGUGGUUCAGGGUGCAGGGUAUUCUUGAAGCUGCCGAAGAAAGACUGCAGGAGACAGUCGUCCGCUCUCAAGGGGUCUGA
This is a messenger RNA of Oenanthe melanoleuca, 8325 nucleotides long. RefSeq lists its product as uncharacterized. The transcript is spliced from 8 exons. Gene Ontology annotation, molecular function: calcium ion binding. The coding region runs from base 1 to 8325 and encodes 2774 amino acids. Gene Ontology annotation, cellular component: plasma membrane. Gene Ontology annotation, biological process: homophilic cell-cell adhesion. The record is from RefSeq and is a predicted model, not a curated record. NCBI's taxonomy places the organism in Eukaryota, Metazoa, Chordata, Aves, Passeriformes, Muscicapidae.